GAAAAGUAAAGCGUCGGAAGAGCCACUGACGUGGGAAGAUGUAGAGAAAAUGAAAUUCUCAUGGAAUGUGGUGCGAGAAUCGCUGAGGCUGUCGUCGCCUACUCAGGAAACCUUUAGAGAAGUCACCAACGACUUUACCUUCGCCGGUUACACCAUUCCUAAGGGAUGGAAGGCACUCUGGUCAAUGCAUUCAACGCACAAGAAUCCAGAAUAUUUCCCAAAUCCAGAAGAGUUCGAUCCUUCGAGAUUCGAAGGAAGCGGGCCUCCGUCGUACACAUUCACACCUUUCGGAGGAGGACCUCGAAUGUGUCCUGGAAGGGAGUAUGCGAGGCUGGCGAUGCUGGUUUUCCUUCACAACAUUGUGACCAAAUUCAAGCUAGAGAAAGCUUCUAAAUGGCAUAACACAACAUAUCGUUCAAUGUCCCCAGCUUCAAAAGCUGCCUUAAAAGUUCGUGUUCGGCCUCAUGCAAAAUAAAUUAAUCACCCACCAAGAAACAAAAAGAAGAAAUAAAUAAAUUACUCAGCAGCAGUUGCUCAUCACUUCAAUAUUAUUCUUAGCUUUUAUCUAUAUGUGGUGUUGUUUUAUUAGGUUUUUAUGUGUGUUUUUGGUUAGUAUUCAGUGUUGAUCAAUAAUAAGUUCCAUGUACUUACCACCUCACUUGGGUGCCAUGCCCCAUGGGAGGC
Messenger RNA from Diospyros lotus (date-plum), 684 nucleotides. Its product is annotated as beta-amyrin 6-beta-monooxygenase. Bases 50 to 475 code for a protein of 141 amino acids. NCBI's taxonomy places the organism in Eukaryota, Viridiplantae, Streptophyta, Magnoliopsida, Ericales, Ebenaceae. The record is from RefSeq and is a predicted model, not a curated record. The transcript has 2 exons. Gene Ontology annotation, molecular function: heme binding; monooxygenase activity; oxidoreductase activity, acting on paired donors, with incorporation or reduction of molecular oxygen. Gene Ontology annotation, biological process: sterol metabolic process.